Molecule: messenger RNA, 690 nt
Organism: Paracoccidioides brasiliensis Pb18
Exons: 2
Coding region: 1-690 (229 amino acids)
Biological process (GO): autophagy of mitochondrion
Cellular component (GO): mitochondrion
Source: RefSeq, a predicted model, not a curated record
AUGGCUUGUCCCAUUACCAUUUCAAAGUUCGUGGGGACCAUCUCCCUUGGCCUUUUAACAGGCAUUUCGUACGCCACUUCUGCUAUCACCAUUCCAUCGCUUCAAUCCUUUCCUAACGCUGGGGCGGCCUCCCUAACACUCAAAGAAGUCCAACUUCACACCCGAAAACAUGUUCUGAGGCUCAGCCAUAUCGCUGCCCUUGCCCUCCUUACUGCCUUCACCCUGUCAUCUCCUCACAGAAGGCAUCCGUACCUGAUCUGGACGGCUCUUAUGUCGAUAAUUGGCGGUACAGGCCUGGAAUGGUGGCAUAAUGGCAAAACAAUAACAUGGGGCUGUCUGUCAGCUGGCUCUCUUGGAUUUGGCUCCUGCUCGAGAUCUGGUUUUGGCGUUUUCUCCUGGGGUCAUGACCGUGCCCGUGCCGGACGCUCCAUUUUGGUGAGAGGUGAGGAGGAUGACUUCAAUGGGAAUGGAAGUGAGAUUGAAAUUGUGGGUGAAGAAGACGCUUCAUCCGCUACCGCUGCUACCGCAUCCAAUACAGCAACCCCACCCACUGACGAGGAUUCUGAUGUCAAUGGCGAGACUGUUCAAAACGAGAUGGAGAAGGAGCGCAAGUUCCUGAAACUGAGAACGUGGGUUCUUGGGUUGGGAUUCUCUAUGGGGGUGGUUGGGAUUUGGGGUGACGGUGCAUAG